Molecule: messenger RNA, 891 nt
Organism: Eucalyptus grandis
Lineage: Eukaryota; Viridiplantae; Streptophyta; Magnoliopsida; Myrtales; Myrtaceae
Exons: 2
Coding region: 1-891 (296 amino acids)
Source: RefSeq, a predicted model, not a curated record
AUGGGAAAUGAUAAAACUGCAAUAGAGAGAUUCAAGGAGUAUCUACACUUCACUUUUCAUAUUAAAGACCUGGGGGCACCCAAAUACUUCCUUGGAAUAGAAAUUGCUAGAUCCGAUCGUGGAAUUUCCCUUAGUCAACGAAAAUUUGUGCUUGAAAUUAUAUCAGAGGCUGGUUUGUCGGGGUGCAAGCCAUCGGUCAUUCCAAUUGAGCAAAACGUAAAAUUGACCACCAAGGAUUAUGAUGCUGGAACAUCUGAGGAUAAUGAUCCCAUCCUCAAUGAUCCUUCAGGUUAUCAAAAACUCGUUGGGAAACUGAUAUACUUGACUAUGACCAGACCCGACAUAUCAUAUGCAGUGCAGACUCUUAGCCAGUUCAUGCAUAGUCCAAAGUUGUCUCACUUAAAUGCUGCUUUGAAGGUUGUGAAAUAUUUGAAGAAAUGUCCAGGACUAGGGAUUCUUUUAUCCAAAGAUUGUAACAUGGAGAUGUUGGCAUACUGUGAUGCGGAUUAUGCGACUUGCCCUAUGAGUCGACGAUCCAUUACGGGUUUUUGUAUUAAACUUGGAAACUCUCUUCUUUCAUGGAAAACCAAAAAGCAGGCUACUGUAUCAUUGUCUUCAGCCGAAGCAGAGUAUCGAGCUAUGGCAAAGACCACCUGUGAGAUCAUAUGGAUACGAGGUCUACUUGGGGAUCUUGGGAUAAAGUUAAAAGGCCCGACUAAGUUGUUCUGUGACAACGAUGUUGCACUCAAACUUGCAAUGAAUCCUAUAGUACAUGAAAGAACAAAGCAUAUAGAAGUGGAUUGCCAUUUCACUCGAGACAAGAUUCAAGAAGGGGAAUGGUAUAGGUUUGUCAUUGUCGAAAAUGGAGAAACUGCUUGGAAAAUAUACUAA